AUGGGAGCCACAGGAACCUCCUCCACCCCCGACGGGAGCCAGGACGGGCGGUACGGCUCCCCCGAUCGCCGCGCUGGUGCCGCGGCGGGCAUGGCCCCCGACACGCCCUUUGCCCAGGGCCAGACGCCCCUGCGCCCCGACAGCAGCGCGGGCGCCUCCCCCGCGCCCUCGUCGCUGGGCCAUGGCCCGGGCACCCCGGGCCUCCCCCCUCCCCACCCGCACACUGGGGAGUUUCAGGGGAGCCUGAGGCGUAUGACCAACAACCUGAUGGAGAUGUUUGACCAGAUGUCUAGCAAGAGCGUGUUGCCAAGCGGAGCGGGCGGCUCUGCCAUCGGCCAGCGCGGUGACAGCGUGGCCACCAUCGCCGACCUGGAGAGUGGCGACCCCAAGCCCGCGGGCGACGCCGAGUCCAUGAACCCUGUUCAGAUGCGGCGGCUGACCACCGGGAUCGUGGACGUGCUGCGCCAGCUGCAGGCCAGCGGCGGCGCGGGCGCGGUGGAGGACCCUGAGAUCGUGGUCGCCCGGCACCGCCUGGGCCUGGGCAAGGACGACGUGCUCCUGCCCGACAACGUGUCAGAGCUGAGCCUGGACGACAAAUUGAGCCUGAUCUCGGGCGGCACCUCCACCUCCGGCAAGGAGAGCUAUUCCUCGCUCAACAGCCACACGGCCCUGCUCAAGGGCUGGGGCGGCCUGAAGACCGACGAGGAUUACAAGGGCGACACCGUGCACCCCUGGUAUGUGGACCUGGCCACCCACACCUCCUCCCUCCGCGACGGCGACGGCGACGCCACGCCCAAGCCUGGCGCGGAUGACGGCGACCACGGUGUGCCCACCUUCAUGCAGAAGCAGCGCAAGAUCAACAUCUGGGGCACCUGCGUCGCCGUCAUCUUCUUCUGCGCCUUCUUCUUCUACGUCGGCAUCCGCAUCAAGUACACCCUGGGCCUGGGCAGCCUGCUCUGGUAUGGCAUCUUGGUGCUGGCCGUGGAGAUGAUCGGCGGGCUGGCCCAGAUGCCGUACGCGGUGUGCCUGACGAUGCGCGUGGUCAACUGCCGCCCGCCCGCGCCCGACGAGAAGGGCGUGGUGCGCACGCUGGCGCCCUACCACAUCCGCGUGCUCAUCCCGUGCUACAAGGAGCCGCUGGACGUGGUGUCCAAGACGGUCAUGGCGGCCCUGUUCGCCACCGUCCCCGCAAACUGCCAGCGCACGGUGUACCUGCUGGACGACGGGCGCGACCCCGAGAAGCGCAAGUUCAUCCACUCCCUGCGCGUGCCCAACGCGGUGUAUGUCUCCGGGCGCAAGCGCGCGCCCGGCGAGAUGAACGGCAAGUCGGCCAACAUCAACAACGCGGCGCGCGCGCUGUACCCCGGCGACGGCGCGGCCAUCCCCCUGACCGAGGUGCUGUGCGUGUUUGAUGCGGACCAGGUGCCCAACGCCGACUUCUACCAGAAGAUGGUGCCCAUGCUGGACGGCGGGCAGGACGUGGGCAUGGUGCUGAGCCCGCAGACCUUCUACAAUCUGAACCCGGAGGGCGACGUGUUCAACCACGCCAACGUGCACUUCUGGGACUACACCCAGCCCGGGUACGACGCGCUGGGCCUGAUCUCCUGCACGGGAACCAACUUUCUGGUGCGCGCGCGUGCCUUCGCCGACGCAGGCUGGUUCCCGGAGUGGACGCUGACCGAGGAUUUCGCGCUGGGCAUCGAGCUGAAGCGGCGCUACUGGCAGUGCCGGUACGUGCAGGAGUACCUGGCCAUCGGCGAGGCGCCCGACGAUGUGCGCAAUUGCUUCCAGCAACGCUCGCGCUGGUCCAAGGGCCACUUCCAGACCUUCUUCUCGCGCCACAACCCGGUGAUCCAGAGCGGGCUCAGCCCCCUUAUGCGCUGGAUGUACGGCUCGGUCAUCCUGGCCUACUUCUCCGCCUUCCUGGGCACGCCCCUGCUCAUGCUGGUGCCCAUGAUCACCGUCUGGUUCGGCUCCUUCCCCAUCGUCAUCAACUUCUGGGCAGCGGUGUGCAUCACGGUCUACUAUGGGGCAACACUCCUCCUCAACUACUACACCCACUCCCUUGGGCAUCUGAAGUCGAUGUGGUUCACCGGCGUGUCCAACUGCAUCCUGUGGUAUGCCUUCCUGAAGGCCAUGUACCGCUCCACCCUGGGCCGCUACAUCGACGGCUCCAUCGUGUUCAAGGUCACGGCCAAGGGCCUGCAGCGCAUGGGCGCCCUCCCCCUGCGCGACGUCUGGAUGGCCGCCUUCUUCUUCGUCACCAUGAUCGUCACCCUCAUCUUCGGCCUGAUCCACUACAGCCGCGGCCCCGCCUCGACCCCCCUCGUCAUCUCCCUCAUCUUCAUGGCCCUGAACCUGGUGCCCAACUACCUCCUCCUCCAGUACGCGCUGUUCCGGCGGCCCGCCUUCUUCAACAUCGUGUGCCGCGUGUGCAUGCUGCUGAUGACCUUCCUCACCAUCUUCGGCAUCGUUCUGGUCUGGGUGCUCUACCCGCGCUCCUACAACUUCCCCGCCGCCGUCAACUCCUCGCUGGUGUUCAUGAACACCCAGCGCGUCGGCGCGCUGCCCAACGACCUGGGCGUCUCCUGGCGCGGCUCCGCGCUCACCCAGGAGGCUUCCUGCGUGGUCUGGGUGGCCUACAACUCCACGGCCUUUUUGCUGGAGUCGGGACCCUGGGACCUGGAGGGCGGCUGGGUCACGGGCAUGGACGCGGGCGCGCUGAAGGCCACGCUGCCCAUCGCCUUCUCCACCGCGGUCAUGGCCUGGGGCUACGAGUCCUACACGGCCGCCUUCUCGGAGGUGGGUGCGGCCGACGACCUGCUGUCCAACAUCCGCUGGGGCAGCGACUACCUGCUGAAGACGGUGCAGGCCGUGGGCGGGUCGACCUACAUCCUGUCGCGCAUCGGCAGCGUGGCGGAGGAGGAGCUGCUCUGGCGCCGGCUGGAGGACAUCACCGCCCCCCGCCCCGCCUACGUGGUGGACAUGGCCAAGGGCGCCUCGGAUCUGGGCGGGUCGGUGGCCGCGGCGCUGGCCGCCUCCUCGGUCGUCUUCUCCGGGACGGGGGACACGGCCUACGCGGCCACGCUGCUGGCCAAGGCCAAGUCGGUGUACGCGGCCUCCACCGCUAACCUGGGCUACUACUCGGUCCAGGACUGGAACAUCUCGGCCGUGUACAACAGCUCCACCUUCUACGACGACCUGGCCUGGGGCGCGGCCUGGCUGUUCAAGGCCACCGCCGACGACGCCUACCUGUCGGACGUCUACGACUACUACGUCAAGCACCUCGAGUUUGAGGCCGCGGUGUCCGACUUCAAGUUCGCCUUCGACUGGGACAACGUCUUCUGGCCCGCCAACGUGCUGCUGGCGCAGGAGACGGGGGGCGCCACCUUCCUCACCCAGUCCGAGCUGUACCUGAAGUCCUGGAUCUGCUCCAACAUGGCCGCCAACUACACGGAGAAGGGGCGCGCCUACAACGCCUUCUCCGCCUCCCUGGGCAGCACCAUGAACACCGCCUUUGCCGCGCUGGCCCUGGCCGACGUGCUGGGCGACGCCCAGGCCGACACCGUGUUCACCUACCGCUGCUGGGGCCUGGCCCAGGUCCGCUACGUCCUGGGCGACUCGGGCCGCUCGCUGACGGUGGGCGUGGGCAAGAACCCACCCACGCGCACUCAGGACCGCGACGCCGCCUGCCCGGAGGCGCCACAGGUGUGCAAUCGCGUGACGGGGCUGCUAUCGCCCGAGGAGGACACGCAUGUGCUGGAGGGCUCGCUUGUGUAUGGCUCCGGCAGGAGCGACGACUUUGCCGAUGUGCGCGACAGCACCGCCACCCGCGUCGGCAUCGAGAGCAACGCCGGAUACAUAGGCGCGCUGGCCGGGGUGUCGCAGCUGGACGACGGCAUGUGGGAGCUGUGCCUGCAGAAGUUUGGCAUCUACCGCCAGUCGCCCAUCUGCGGCAGCUUCAUCAACGUCUGA
Auxenochlorella protothecoides is the source of this 3975-nucleotide messenger RNA. Its product is annotated as Endoglucanase B. NCBI's taxonomy places the organism in Eukaryota, Viridiplantae, Chlorophyta, Trebouxiophyceae, Chlorellales, Chlorellaceae. The record is from RefSeq and is a predicted model, not a curated record. Gene Ontology annotation, biological process: carbohydrate metabolic process. The transcript is spliced from 9 exons. Gene Ontology annotation, molecular function: hydrolase activity, hydrolyzing O-glycosyl compounds. The coding region runs from base 1 to 3975 and encodes 1324 amino acids.